This is a messenger RNA of Drosophila simulans, 2804 nucleotides long. RefSeq names its product putative odorant receptor 71a (gene Or71a). The transcript has 2 exons. Gene Ontology annotation, molecular function: odorant binding; olfactory receptor activity. NCBI's taxonomy places the organism in Eukaryota, Metazoa, Arthropoda, Insecta, Diptera, Drosophilidae. Gene Ontology annotation, cellular component: plasma membrane. The record is from RefSeq and is a predicted model, not a curated record. Bases 598 to 1737 code for a protein of 379 amino acids. Gene Ontology annotation, biological process: detection of chemical stimulus involved in sensory perception of smell; sensory perception of smell.
UUUGACUAAACAAACUAAAUUUGUUAAGAGUCCAUCAUUCAAAAGUCUCUCAAAAAACCCAGACUAAAUAAACAAACAGUCUGCACUUUGUCAAAGAUGUGUCUUUCUCCCAAAUUACUUGAGGAGUCGUUGCCCUUUCUCCCCAAAAAUAAAGGAAAUUAAAACCGAAGAAUUUCCAUUUCCAGUCGCAAUCGGUCCAUGAGGAGUUUAUUUUUGUUCCAGGCGCGAAAUUUUCGGCUUCUCUGAGAAUCUUUAUUUGGGUUAUAUUUAGUCAACUUCCCGGGGCUUUGGGCAGGCUAAAAAGAAUGACUUUCGGAUCGUCUUUAACGAAUCAAUUAAUCUUAAAGCAAGAAUUUAAUAAUUGAGAAACUAUCAGCAAAUGAACUUUCAAAUUCGCAAAGGUAAUCUGGUGGAUUUGUAUUUUAACGUCAAGAUGCAUGUAAAAUCAGCCAACUGGCUUGGCUAAGUGAAUUUUAAUUGAAAGUCGAGGUACCAGGACCGCCCCUAAAAUUAAGCAAUCAAGGAAAUCAAUUAGGACAGCGCUAUAUAAAGUAGCUCCAAAAUCGGACUUUAAUAAUCCGAGCUUGGACUUGUGCAAUGGACUACGAUCGAAUUCGACCGGUGCGAUUUUUGACGGGAGUGCUGAAAUGGUGGCGUCUCUGGCCGCGGAAGGAAUCCAUCUCCACGCCAGACUGGACUAACUGGCAGGCAUAUGCCUUGCACGUUCCAUUUACCUUCUUGUUUGUGUUGCUUCUGUGGUUGGAGGCAAUCAGGAGCAGGGAUAUACAGCAUACCGCCGAUGUCCUUUUGAUUUGCCUGACCACCACUGCCUUGGGAGGUAAAAUGAUCAAUAUCUGGAAGUAUGCCCAUGUGGCCCAAGGCAUUUUGUUCGAAUGGAGCACGUGGGAUCUUUUCGAGCUGAGGAGCAAACAGGAAGUGGAUAUGUGGCGAUUCGAGCAUCGACGUUUCAAUCGUGUUAUUAUGUUUUACUGUUUGUGCAGUGUUGGUGUCAUCCCACUGAUUGUGAUUCAACCGUUGUUUGAUAUCCCAAAUCGAUUGCCCUUCUGGAUGUGGACACCAUUCGAUUGGCAGCAGCCUGUGCUCUUUUGGUAUGCCUUCAUCUAUCAGGUCACAACCAUUCCCAUUAUCUGUAUUUGCAACGUAACCAUGGACGUUGUUAAUUGGUACUUGAUGCUGCAUCUGUCCUUGUGUUUGCGAAUGUUGGGCCAGCGAUUGAGUAAGCUUCAGCAUGAUGACAAGGAUCUGAGGGAGAAGUUCCUGGAACUGGUCCAUCUCCACCAGCGACUCAAGCAACAGGCCUUGGGCAUUGAAAUCUUCAUUUCGAAGAGCACGUUCACCCAAAUCCUGGUCAGCUCCCUAAUCAUUUGCUUCACCAUUUACAGCAUGCAGAUGAGUCCCGUCUUGCAGGACUUGCCAGGAUUUGCCGCCAUGAUGCAGUACCUAGUGGCCAUGAUCAUGCAAGUCAUGCUACCCACCAUAUAUGGUAACGCCGUCAUCGAUUCUGCAAAUAUGUUGACCGAUUCCCUAUACAAUUCGGAUUGGCCGGAUAUGAAUUCCCGUAUGCGGAGACUAGUUUUAAUGUUUAUGGUGUACUUAAAUCGACCGGUGACCCUAAAAGCUGGUGGCUUUUUUCAUAUUGGCUUGCCUUUGUUUACCAAGGUUGUAUUUUCUUCUCUGGAAAAUCCUUGUAUAAGUUAUCUUUAUUUCAGACCAUGAAUCAAGCAUACAGUUUGCUGGCCUUGCUGCUCAACAUGAAUCAAUAGAAACGAAGUUGUGUCCUAUAAAAUACUCCGCUUUCUAUUUUGGAUUAGCUCAAAGAUUUCGCAGCUCGUUUGGAGAUUUAUUGCCUCGCGUCUUGUUAUGCAAAGAUCUAAAAAUAUAUUUUAGCAUUGCACGAAAUACACGCUUUCCUAUAUAUACUAUAUGUUGAGUGCACAUGAAAUGUAGAAUUGCAAGUGACGAAAAUAAAAUUCGAAUUUGGACGAAGUCAAAAAUUUUGCGGGAAAAGCUUUAGCUCUGGCUAUAUGUAAUUUUCGAAAUAAACAAAGGGAGAUCGAGAUUAAAAUUAAAAUUCUAAAAACUUUGCCUCGAAAUCGUGGAAUUCUUAUAAAAUAUGUGCAUUUUAGUUUACUUAUCUACUUAAAUGGUUUUUAUAUAAGACUGCAGCGCAUCGUUUUGUUUUGUAUACGUAAAAGUCUGAAGUAAAUAUUGAAAAUGAUUGAAAACAAAGAAAAUUCACAAUCUGCCGGGAUCAUGACCCUCUAGUGGGGAAUUGAGAAGCGAAUGGGGGAGAUAAGACAACCUAGUGAUGAUAAUUCAUUGAAUUACUUUCAAAUCAUCAACUCUGAGCUAUAUUUAAUUGUAUUUAAUGUGGUUUUAUAUGCUUUAAUCAUGAGCGAGGGUGUGCAGUUCGCUCCAAAAAUAAGAUCAAACUCCAUACACUCCCUUUUCUCUUUCUUUUUUUACGUUUUGGGUGGGGAAGAUUCUUAUUAAGAUUUAUGUAUCUGGCUCUGUUUCCGUUUGUGCCACCCUCAAGGAAUCGACACACUCGACUUGGGAUGUUCCAGAAAAAAAGAUCAAAAAUGUAAAAAAAAGAAAGAUCACUUCCCAUCUAUAUCAUCUAAAUAUUUUGAGUUGAAACCAUAAAUAUUUAUGCUCUGGUGAAAGGCGGAAAAAGUUUCUUCUGAAAGCUUGAUCUGUCCGGAUAUUCCCAUGCAAUAUGCAACCGAAUGUUGCAACAGCUUUUCACACAUUGUCCAUAAACAAAAGAUUUUAAUCCAUGU